CAUGUUAACAUACUCCAGCUCCCAGCUCUAGUUUUAUUUGUUGUUUUUAUCGCGAAAUGUUCAAAAAUAAAUGCAAUACCUGAAAGAGUAAACAGCAGUGAUAAAGCUUGAAAUGUGUCAGCUGGCUACAGCAGCACCGCUUCCAUAGAACUGUCAAGGCCAUGGAGCAUUGACUUGAGGCAGCUUCAGAGCAAGAGCCCAAAGCACAACAAAGCACAGCACAAACAGAGAUCUUCCCCUUGAGGCUUCUCCGUCAUGUUGGAGCCAACGCUGACGCCCGAGCUGGAGGAUGUGGAUGGCACGAGCCUGGUGGCGGCGGCCAUUGCCGGCCUCAGCAUAGACGAUGUGCCCGAUGUGCGCAAGCCGCACUUCCUGGACUACGACGCAGUGCCGCCGCCCGAUUACGAGGAUGGCUUCGGGGCGGCUGCCGGCGAGCAGCUGAAAAUGGACAAGAAGUACGAGCGCGAUGGAGAGAUCAGCGACUACGAGCUGGCCGCCAGCGGCUACACCAAGAAGGAGUUCACGCAGGACGACAACACCCUCAACUUCACACAGAACGGCGUCGGGGCAGUGGGUGUCGUGGGCAAGAAGCCGGGGGCAAAGCAUUUCCUGGACGAGAAUCCCAUUCCGCCCGACUACAUGCUGGCCCAGGAGCUGCGCGAGAUGCGGGAGCAUCGCAGUCUGGACAGGAACUUUGAGCGCAAGUCCGCCCAGCAGCAGCAGCUGGAGGAGCUGCCACAGCGGAACGGUGGCUCGCCGGCCAGCUCGGGACGAGCCUCGCGCAGCAAGGAGCCCUCCUAUACGCUGUCGCGCUUCCUCGAUGGCGACAAUCCAGCGCCGCCGCGUCUGCCGAAGGGAGCCGCCUGGACGACAAGCUUCGACGAGCGCUACGGCACGGCAGCAGCGGCAGCCGUGGAUGCCACACUGGGCUCCAAGGUGGAGUGCGUGUACUCGCUGCUCUCGAUGCUGGGCUCCAACGAUCCCCUGGAGAUGGCCAAGAAGUUUCUGGAGCUCUCCGGCAAUGGCCAGAGCUGUGCCACGCUGCGGCGCUCCGGCUGCAUGCCGCUGCUCGUCCAAAUGAUGCAUGCCCCCGACAACGAGCCGGAGGUGAGGAAAUGCGCCAGCCAGGCGCUGCACAAUGUAGUGCACACACAUCCGGACGAGAAGUCCGGCCGCAGGGAGGCCAAGGUGUUGCGCCUGCUCGACCAGAUCCUCGACUACUGCGCCUUCCUGAAGACGCUGCUCCAGAGCGGCGGCGAGGCCAUAGCCGACGACUCGGACAGGCAUCCGCUGGCCGCGAUCUCGUCCCUGAUGAAGAUCAGCUUCGACGAGGACCAUCGCCAUGCCAUGUGCGCCCUGGGGGCCCUGCAUGCCAUUCCGAAUCUGGUCCAUCUGGACCAUGCCGCCCAUGGGCCCAAGCCCGAGGAUCAGUGCUGCAAUUCGCUGCGUCGCUACGCCCUGAUGGCCCUCACCAAUCUCACGUUUGGGGAUGAGAACAACAAGGCGCUGCUCUGCGGUCAGAAGCAGUUCAUGGAGGCCCUGGUGGCCCAGCUGGACUCGGCGCCCGACGAUCUCCUCCAGGUGACGGCCAGUGUGCUGCGCAACCUCUCCUGGCGGGCGGACAGCAACAUGAAGGCGGUGCUCAACGAGAUUGGCACGGUGACGGCCCUGGCCCUGGCGGCCAUGCGCAACAAGAGCGAGAACACCCUGAAGGCCAUACUCUCGGCCCUCUGGAAUCUCUCCGCCCACUGCAGCACCAACAAGGCGGAGUUCUGUGCCGUGGGCGGUGCCCUGGCCUUCCUGGUGGGCAUGCUCAGCUACGAGGGACCCAGCAAGACCCUCAAGAUCAUCGAGAAUGCGGGCGGCAUACUCCGGAACGUCUCCAGCCACAUUGCCGUCUGCGAACCGUACCGGCAGGUGCUGCGCCAGCACAACUGUCUGGCCAUUCUCCUGCAGCAGCUUAAGUCCGAGAGCCUGACGGUCGUCAGCAACUCCUGCGGCACACUGUGGAAUCUGUCGGCCCGCUGUCCGGAGGACCAGAAGUUCCUGUGGGACAAUGGGGCAGUGCCGAUGCUGCGCUCCCUCAUCCACUCGAAGCAUGCCAUGAUCUCGGAGGGCAGCUCCUCGGCCCUCAAGAACCUGCUGAACUUUCGUCCGGCCGUGCAAAAUCAGCAUCAGCUGGAUCCCAUUGCCCGCUCCAUGGGCCUGAAGGCGCUGCCCACGCUGGAGGCACGCAAGGCCAAGGCCCUGCAGCAGGAGCUGGGCGAACGCCACUCGGAGACGUGCGACAACCUGGACUCGGGGGGCAAACGAGCCUCCAGUUCGUCGCGGCGUCACCCGGCCGUGCCCCGCCUAACCCGAUCCACAAUGCUGACGAAGAGCGAGAGCCGGGAUUCGGUUUACUCGGCCAAAUCGGACUCUGCCUACGAGCAUCUGAUGCGCUCCGCCUCGGCGUCGGAUGCCCAGCGCAAGGGGCAGCCGAAGCUAACGGACUUUGAGCUGGAAAUGGAGCAGGAUGCCGAGGCCACCGAGGAGCAGCCCAUCGACUACUCGGCCAAGUACAGCGAGAGCGCCACCAAGACCGGACUGGCCGGCACAUCGACAUAUCAGGAGACGGACCUCGACCAGCCCACAGACUUUAGUCUGCGCUACGCCGAGAAUCAGCUGGAAGCCGACAUCCUGGACAUAUCAGCGAAGAGCACAGCAACGAAGACGACAGCGAACGCGACUCCCGUGAAAGUGGAGGGUCAGGAGAUACUGCUCAUCCUGGACGAUAGUGUCAAGUGCUAUCAGACCGAGGACACGCCGUAUGUCAUCUCCAAUGCAGCCUCUGUCACGGAUCUGCGGCUGACUGCGGCCAAGACUGAAGUCGAAGCCGAAGCCGAAGUCGAAGUCGAUUCGGAGGUAAAGCCGGAAGCCAAGGCGGCCGCUGCCUCUGUCGCGCCCAAGAAACUACCAAAGCUAUCGCAGUGCAGUGGCUCCGGUUCGUAUACGCCGGAGAAGCCCAUCAACUACUGCGAGGAGGGUACACCGGGCUACUUCAGUCGCUACGAUUCCCUCAGCAGUCUGGACGAGUCGGGCAUCAAGGCCAUGCAGCUGGCAGCUGGUCCACUCGGUGCAGAGGCCAAAGCCAAGCCUGUGAAGCAGCUGCUGCCAGAGGUGAAGCCCUCCUCUGCCCUGGAGACGCCGCUAAUGUUCUCGCGCCGCAGCUCCAUGGAUUCGCUGGUGCACUAUCCCGAUGUGGAUGUGGCCAAUUGCGAUGACAAGAGUUCGGUGGUCAGUGAAUUCAGUCGGCUGGCGAGUGGCGUAAUCUCGCCAUCGGAGCUGCCCGACUCCCCCACCCAAAGCAUGCCGCAGUCGCCCAGGCGCAACAGUGUUAACCGACAGUCUCCAGGUCCCGCCGUGCCUGCCAGCAUGCGUCCCCUGCGCAGCGUCUUUGAGGACGAUCUGAGCAGCUUCAAUGUGGAGCACACACCGGCACAGUUCUCAACGGCCACCAGUUUGAGCAGCCUCAGCAUCGUGGACGAUGAAAAGGAGGCGGCGGCGGCACAGCAGGCGGCGGUGCACUACAACGAUGAUGAACUGCUGCUGGCCAACUGCAUCAACAUGGGCAUGCAAAGGAAGCCCACGGAGGCGGAGGCGGAAGCGGAGGAAACCACUCGCAGCUACUGCACCGAAGACACGCCCGCACUGCUCUCAAAGGUGGGCAGCCACACCAAUCUGUCGGCCAUCUCGGUGAACUCGUGCAACGAGCUAAAGGAUCCGGAUCCGCCCUCCUCGAAUACCUCGGACUGUGGCGGUGCCGCGGGGCAGCAUCUGCUGCAGCAAUGCAUACGCGAUGGCAUGCAGAAGCAGCAGUCCACGCCCGAAGAUCCCAUUGCGAUGAUGCGGCGUGGAGGAGGCAGCCUGCUGCCCGGCUAUCUGCCCUCCAGCGAUGAAAUGAGCAAAUACCUGGUAGAGGAUAGUCCCUGCAACUUUUCGGUGGUCUCCGGUCUCUCCAAUCUCACUGUGGGCUCCAGUCUGGUGGGUCCAGCGGUGCAGCUUAAGGAAUCAACUGUGGGCCCCAGCAUGGAACCCAAAGCACCUGUCGAGCAAUCUUCAGCCCGGCCGCCGCACUGGCAAGACGAUUCGCUGAGUUCCCUCUCCAUUGACUCUGAGGACGAUACCAAUUUGUUGAGUCAGGCUAUCGCCGCUGGCUGCAAUAGGCCCAAAUCGAAUCUGGGCUUCAGCUCGAAUGGCAAGCGCUCCAGUUCGUUGAGCUCCUCGCAGCCCAUGGCCAUCAAUGGGGCCACCUCGGCGUGCUCCUUGAACUCUGCAAUGACGGUGCGCAAGAAUCAGCAGGAGUCAUACAGCUCGGUGGACUCCAGCGACUCGAACGACAACCAAUCCAAGUCGCUGUUUGAGCUGUGCAUCCUCAAGGGCAUGUACAAGUCAAAGCAGACUCAGUCCCAAUCCCAGCAGCAGACGCAGCCCCAGCUGCCGCCUCCCCUGCCUGUGACAUCGAAUCACAAGCAGUUCGAUUCGCUGCCCAUGCAGCUGCCAUCGUCCGGUGGCCAGCAGCAGCAGCACCAGCUGACAAAGCGUCAGCGCAGCAGCCACCAUCAUCACAGCCAUAGCCACCAUAAUCACCACCAUCAUCGAGAGAGGGAGCGCGAGAGGAAGGACGAGAAACUGCUGCAGGAGUGCAUCAAUACGGGCAUCUCCAAGAAGAUCAACGCCGUGCCAAAAAACGUACUGGCUACGUCUGCAGCUGCAUUGGAACCGUGUCACCCAAUGGCAGCUACUACAUCAGCAAGUGCCCCCAGCACAGCAGCAGCUCCAGACGUAGAGCAGAAAGCGCACGCCAACAGCAGCAGCAACAACAACAGCAGCAGCAGCAACAACAACAGCAGCAGCAGCAGCAACAACAGCAGCUGCACUGCCAGCCCGAACAGCCUGCCACUGAGCAGUCAUAUCGGCGCCAUCGGCACAGGCAUCGACACAGCAAAAAGCCCAGCAGCAGCUCCAGGUCGAGAGAACGGGAACGCUCUCGCGACAGGUAUUGGGUCUAAGCUGGAGCUAGACUCGGAUCGAUCCAGCGAUGAGUCGAACCAGUCCUUCAUCAUGGACACCAUGGUACGGCUGGACAGUGCGCCACCCAGUGCCAGCUGCAGCUCGGGCUCGGCCACGGCCAAUGAGAAGCACAAGGAUCCCGAUCUGAUGCUCAAAUCCGUGGAGCGGCUCACCCUGGAGUUUGUCACAUCCGCGGAGCAGCUGAGGAGCAACAGUCAGAGCCACAGCAAGAAUCACAACCACACGAAUACCAACAGUCACAACACCUGGAACGAGAACACCUGUCCCAAUGAUGUGUCCUUUCCCAGUGUCAGCCAAACGGCACCAGUACUCCAGGCCUCGCUGAGCUUCGAUGGUGACGUGGAUGUGGAUGGGGAUGUGGAUGAUGAUGCCACAGAGGCCAAGUCUUUGGUUAACGAAAUGGCAGAGAUCACGCCCACCAGCGAGGAGCAGCCAUCGCAGCCGGCAUCCCUGGAAACGGAGACGGAAACGCAAACCCUAAUGAACGGAACUCACUCGGACAGCUCCUCGGGCGGCGGACUGAACUUUCAGCUGGGUGGACAGGUGCAGAAUGCAGGCGUGCCGUCGCGGAGUCUGCUGUUCAAUGGCACCAGCUCUUCCAUGAUGACCAACUCCACGAUAAUUGCAUUUGAGGCGCGUGCCGUGGCCGAGAAUCUGCUGCAGAAUCUCCAAAAUGCAGACGAGGACAACACCGAGCAGACGUUCAGCAUCAACAGCCUGGAUCUGGACAAUGUGCGGCCGCCCUCGGGCAUGGAAUCGCUGAACAGCUGCUAUCAGGAUCACUCACAACCCAGCUCCCUGCGGCUGCAGUUGCCCAGCAAAUCGCCGAGAUUCGCACGCAAGGUAUUCCCCGCCAAUCUGGUGGCCCGGCGGGCCCUUGGCCAUCUGGCUGGCAGCGCGGAGAGCGUGAACUCCAGCUGCAAUCUGCUGGACAACAUCAAGCCGCCGUCGCUGAUGGACGAGCUGCUCGACUCGAUGAUCAGCGUGGACAGCAUCCAGUCGGAGGUGGCCGAUGGCGAGCAGGACUGCAGCAUGGCCACCACCAUUUCGGUGUCGAACUACGAGACGGCCGCCUGCGAUGACCAGUCGUUCACAGUGCUCCAGAGCUGCUUCGACGAUGAGGAGGAUGGCGAUGAAGAUGCCACCAUGAAUGACUUUAGCUCAGCCGAGUCAACGCCCAAGCAGGGAUCCACGCCCUCCCCCAAUCGCCGCUCGCUGACACCCAAACAGAAGCGGCGGCUGGCCAAGGAUCGCUUCAAGACCUACACCAUUGUCAGCAAGAGCCAAGAGCUGGAGGGCACGGAAUUCAACGAGACGCUGCAGAUUGAAAUUGUGGAGACGACGGUGGCCAAUGUGGCCGCCACGCCAUCGCCACCGCGCGCUAAUGGCCGGCGGAGAGGCAGUGCCGAGCGGUACAAGACCCAACUGAUUGAGUGUCCCCUGGCGCUCAUCCAGGGACAGGGGCAGGCCAUGGCAGACGAUUGUCCCAGCGAACAGUUGUCCUCCAUUCGCGCCAUGAUGCAGCAGUUCACCUACAUCACGGACAUCAACAUUGGCCACGACCACGAGGAGGGAGGAACGGAGGAGCACCAGGGGGAUCAUCCGGAAUGCGAUCAGAACUCGGAGACAGAGUCGUGUCAUGGCCAGGAGCCAGAGUUGCCGCCUCCGCCGUCAGUGCUGGAUAUCAAAUCCCCCGUUGCCGUGCAGCCCCCAACCCUGGAGCCGGCCACAGCCGUUAAGGUGGUGAGGGGACGCAAGAAGCCCGCCUACGUGUCGCCCUACAGCAUGCAGAGUCAGCGGAACAGCAGCAGCAGUGCCGCCAAUCCCAAGAAGAAGACCCUCUCCCCCACCAUUGCCAAGCGGACUGGGCUGCCGCUCAAAAAGAAGACCACACCGCCGCCAGUCUCGACUCCAGCAGCAGCAGCAGCAGCACCGGCACGUCUGGAACGCCAGGGAACCUUUGUGAAGGACGAGCCCACAAAUAGCAACGUCGAGGUGCCCGUCGUGGAGGCAAAGCCGGCCAACACCAGUCCCAGCCAUCGCGUGUCCAAGCUGCCCACAAAAAAGGCCACUGGAGGCGACACUCCAAAGUCAAUCGCCGGAUCUCCGAAGCGCACUGCGGCAGCUUCUGCUGCGCGACGGGUGACGCCACAGCGUGCCAAUACCAGCCUCCGUCUGGCCGGAACAAAGUCAGCGGGCACCUCGCGCGUGGCCCCCACCCGCGUGUCCACCACCACACCGCCCUCCCGCAGCAAUUCCAAUCUGAACGGAAGCAGUGCAGCCGCUGCGGCGGCGGCCAAGAUCAAUCAGGCACAAAGUCGCAUUGCCAACAUCUGGAAGCGCGUGGACGAAGCCAAAACGAAGCAAUCGUCCAAUCUGAGGACACAGCAAACGAAAUCUUCCAAUACGCUCAACGGAGCGGGUACGGGUGCGGGAACGGGAGCGGGAGCGGGUACAGGAGCUCCCAAGCCGAAGCCCACUCUGCUGCGCAGCUCCACAUUUGAUAACACGCCCGAACCGGCGGUAGGUGGCAGCGUCAAGUCCAAGCUGCCCGUUGUGGGUGCACGUAAAUAGAUUCCCAGAUCCAUUUUUUUGUAUAUUUCUCGCAUUUUGAGGAACGGAAAACGCACAAGCAGAACGAGCACGAGAAGCAGCGCUAGAGUCAGAGUAAAAAUCAAAGAGUUUAUAGGAUAGAAGAAGGCAAUAUACAUAUACGAUACAUACAUACGAUAUCCACUAUAUAGUACUACAUACAUAUAUACAUAUUUCUCCUUCUACUUGAUAUAUACAUAUAUAUAUAUAUAUAAAUCCCAUGUACUUUGUAAGCAACCAGUCUAGCAUAGCGAUAGCGCAAAAACUCCUAGUGACUCGAACUAAUCCAAAAUCACAGUCCGAGCUCCCACCACCCUGUAAGAGCAGGGGAGGGGGGGACUCGUGUGUGUGUAGCCAAAUGUACUAGAUCUUCAGGCCUUUCAAAAUGUGUACAACUCUCCCCUAUAUACAAUAUAUAUACGAAUGCAUAUGUAAUUGCUAUAUACUCGGUAGAAAAUGUUCUUCAGAGAGAGAGAGGUUUAAUUCGAUUUAGUUUUUACAUUUAGUUAGAGAGACGAGAGCGAGAGAGAGCUCUCACUCCCCCCAAGAGACGGCAUCGUAUGCGUAAAUAUUUUACGAUGCUUGUCCCAUCUGGGGAACUCUUUUUUUUAUUAUUAUUAUUGUGCAAGAAAACCAAAAAAUAUUUGAAAUACCCGAUUUUGUAGUCACUGCUUUUUAAGUAAUCCUCUUUUUAAAUAGACAGGCCUCUACGGCGUUGAGUUGAUCUUUUAGCAAUAUGGGCAUUAUUAAGUAUCAGAACAGGCCAAGCAGCUUUUGUAUUAACUAUUCUGUUAUUUUCGAUUCAAGGCGAUUAACAAUUUGAAUAUUAAAUAAAACGGAAUGCUUUUCAGCAAAAAAACAAACAAGG
Messenger RNA from Drosophila obscura, 8533 nucleotides. Its product is annotated as adenomatous polyposis coli protein 2. The transcript has 4 exons. NCBI's taxonomy places the organism in Eukaryota, Metazoa, Arthropoda, Insecta, Diptera, Drosophilidae. Gene Ontology annotation, molecular function: microtubule binding; beta-catenin binding; gamma-catenin binding. Gene Ontology annotation, biological process: pattern specification process; positive regulation of protein catabolic process; cell fate specification. The record is from RefSeq and is a predicted model, not a curated record. Gene Ontology annotation, cellular component: beta-catenin destruction complex; cytoplasmic microtubule; catenin complex. Bases 256 to 7647 code for a protein of 2463 amino acids.